Messenger RNA from Pyricularia grisea, 3846 nucleotides. RefSeq lists its product as uncharacterized. Gene Ontology annotation, biological process: translational initiation. Bases 92 to 3571 code for a protein of 1159 amino acids. The record is from RefSeq and is a predicted model, not a curated record. NCBI's taxonomy places the organism in Eukaryota, Fungi, Ascomycota, Sordariomycetes, Magnaporthales, Pyriculariaceae. Gene Ontology annotation, molecular function: GTP binding; GTPase activity; translation initiation factor activity. The transcript is spliced from 3 exons.
UCCAAGCCCUCCCGGAAGGAAUCAGUGUGUGGCUGUUUGCAGAGAGUCUGUCCUUGGACGCGCUCUCGAUUCAAUGUUCUAGUCGACGAGGAUGAUAAGACAAAGGAUAAGCAGCCGACAAAGGAAUUUGUUCAUCUGCGCUUUCUGUCGGACCGCCUGCAGACCUAACCACCGGCCAUUGCAACAUCCGAGUCUUCCACGCUGGUAUUCUUCCGCUGGCCAGCCACAGUCACAGAAUGAAUUCAACCGCAACACACACGUAACCCGGUCACAUACCACGGCACCCACGGCGCGCCAAAACACCAGGACAUUCGAAGAGGACGAUGACGAGGAAGAGCUUCUUCCUCACGAGUUAGCUGCCCGCGCCCGCGAAACCGCGCCGACGCCGGCGCCGGCUCCUUCAGAGACUACUCCAGAGGCACGUCCAGCGCCGGAGAACCAUGAUACCAGCGCCGUUCCCCCAACGAAUCAUGUCCCCGAGCCCAGCAACGUCCCAGAGCCCGCCGAGUCUAAACCUGUAGAAACGCCCAGAAAGCCAUUCGUCCCGAUCCGCCAACAAAACUUCAAAAUCGACGACGAGGAUGAUGAUCUGUUGGAUGACUUGUUGCCGCACGAGAAAGCGGCGCAAGAACAUGUUGCCAUCCAGCAUGACAAAGAGAAGCGCUUAAUACUUGAGGAGAACGAGGACGAUUUCUUGACACCAGCUGAGGUUACCGCUCGUGCUCACUCCUACAGGACGCCCAAGCCGUCAGGACAAGCUUCUUCAGGUUUUACUAUCAGGCGCAUAGUGUAUGGUGGACCAGCUGUUCGUAACACUGCUCAGGCCUCUCCUUCGCAGGGAGUGGCAGGUCCUGGGGAAUCAUCCGCCCCUAUGGGAUCCACUGCAACGGGCAACGCCAGUGACAAAACCCCUCGCCCACCUUGGGCUCAGCUACCGAGAAGACCUUUCAAGGAACUUUCCGGCGCUUACACCAGGCCCGAGCCCACCCACACUCAUGAUGAUGUUAACGAUGUCUCCCAAAAUAUAUGGGCGCCUUCCGUGAAUAUGUCAAAGAAAUCACUCCCCACUCCGGUUAUAAAAACCAGAUCUCGUGGAUCUCGUGCCAGGAAGGACCAUGACAGGAAGGACUAUGACAGGAAGUUAGACACGCACAUUGACAGGAGUCCAUCCUCAUUUUUGAAGGGAGAACAAGAGCAAACAACAGGUACACAUAUUCAUCAUACUAAGAAUCGACAGGACAUCCAAGAGACACUCGCCAGUUCGAGCCAAUCGACUCAAUCGAGUCACAAAGAUGGCGAUAGCGACCUUUUUGCUCAGUUUGGAGAGUUGGACGGCAACAAGACAUCAUCCAAUAAGCGCUCCACAACGAAGCAGAGCGACGAAAAAGAUUGGAACUGGGGCAAAGAGGUCGAGAAGAAGGCUAAAGUCGAUGAGCAAAAGGAUAUGCCCAAAUUUACGAACUCCGUUGCAACCCCUGAUGUGGAGCCCACACUCAACCCUCAAGAUCGCGAAGUAGCGGAUGAUAGGCGAUCCAGGGGCAGGGAUCGUGAAGUACGAGACUUCUCAGAUAAAUCUAAACAGAAACCAAGAUUCUCCAAAAACAGCUACAGAGAUGACGACGAAGAUUUCUCGGAAGAAGCUGAGGCAAUGGCUCAGGCUCGUCGCGAACGCAAGGAGCAGAGGAGGUUGCAACGGGAAAUGGAGGAACUUGAAAAGCAGGAAGCAGCCGCAGUCAAGACCAUCCUUGUGCCUGAAUUCAUCACAGUGGCCGACCUGGGCCAGUCUUUGGGCUACAAGCCGGCGCCUUUCCUCAACCAGUUAUUGAAGAUGGGAUUCGAAGACAUCACAGUCGAGAGUGUGAUGGCGGGUGAGACUGCGGCGCUGGUUGCCCAGGAGUACGGUUUUGAGCCCAUUUUGGACGUUGGCGAUCAAGUCGAUCUCAAACCGCGACCACCGCCAGAAGAUCCGUCGGCGCUACCACCACGACCACCGAUUGUUACCAUCAUGGGUCACGUCGAUCAUGGAAAGACCACGAUGCUUGAUUAUCUACGCAAGUCAUCGAUAGCUGCAGGCGAACAUGGUGGGAUCACUCAGCACAUUGGUGCCUUCUCGGUGAAGAUGUCAACUGGCAAGGUCAUCACAUUCCUGGACACGCCAGGCCACGCAGCCUUCUUGACUAUGCGCCAACGCGGUGCCAACAUCACCGACAUGGUCAUUCUUGUUGUUGCAGCCGACGACAGCGUCAAGCCGCAGACAUUAGAGGCGUUGAAGCACGCUCGCGCGGCAAAGGUUCCCAUAAUCGUGGCCAUAAACAAGGUCGACAAGGAUGAGGCUCGGGUAGAUCAGGUCAAAUUGGACCUGGCAAACAAUGGGGUCCAGCUUGAGGACUUUGGUGGCGAUGUACAGGCUGUCUGCGUCAGCGGAAGGACUGGUUUGGGCAUGGCGGAUCUGGAGGAGAACGUCAUCGCGCUCGCUGAGAUGCUUGACAUGCGAGCCGAGACCGACGGCAUGGCUGAGGGCUGGAUUCUCGAGUCGGCCAUCAAGCCGCUGGGCAGGGCCGCGUCGAUUCUCGUCAAGAGGGGUACGCUCCGCAAGGGUGACCUCAUCGUCGCCGGGACCUCGUUCGCCAAGGUCCGGCUCAUGCUCAACGAGGCCGGCCAAGAGGUUGACGAGGCGCCUCCGGGCACUCCCGUUGAGGUGUUUGGUUGGCGUGGUACGCCCUCUGCGGGCGACAUGGUUCUCCAGGCGCCAGAUGAGGACCGAGCCAGGGACGCGACCCGGUACCGCGAGGAGAUGGCGGCAUGGCAAAAGACAGCCGAGGGUGUGGCGGCGCAGGAGAAGGCAGACCGCGAGAAGGCUGAACGCGAAAGGGUUGAGGCGGAAAUGAAGGAACUCAUGGGAGAAGAGGGCGAGGCCGAGGUUGAGGAAGCGCCCCCGGGUACCACCAUGGUCAACUUUAUUAUCAAGGGCGACGUCAUGGGAUCGGUCGAAGCCGUGUAUGGUGCCGUGAUGGAAAUUGGCAACAACGAAGUGCGGCCAAGGGUUCUGCGAUCGGCGCCAGGCCAGGUGACCGAGUCGGACGUGGAACACGCGGCGACUACAGGCAGCCACAUCAUCAGCUUCAACAGCACAGUUCAGGGACACAUUGAGCGGUUGGCUGACCAAAAGGGGGUCCGUAUCAUGGACCACUCCAUCAUCUACCACCUGGUAGACGAGGUCAAGGCGGUGCUCUCGGAGAAGCUCCCACCGUCCAUCUCCUUCAAAGUCAACGGCGAGGCAGAGGUAUUGCAAGUCUUCCCGAUCAACAUCAAGGGGCGCAAGUACAAGAACAUUGCCGGUUGUAGGGUGCGCAAUGGUAUUAUUGUCAGGAACAGCAUGUACCGCGUCAUUCGUGGGACUGAGGAGGUCUUUAAUGGUAAACUUGAAUCACUCAAGCACGUCAAGAAGGACAUUUCAGAGGCCAAGAAGAACUCGGAAUGUGGUAUUCAGUUUGAGGACUGGGACGACAUUCAAGUCGGCGACAAGAUUCAAGCCUACGAGGAGGUCAAGGAAACCCGUUACCUGCCAUAAAGACGUUUGUUUUCUUUGGACAGGAUGUGUGGCAGACACGUCCAUCUGGGACGCUCAUGUGCUAACCCCCAAGCGUGUAUUUAUACAUCUUUUGUAAGAUUUUGUGAAAACGCCUGUAACUAUAGACAACCUAAAAACACAUAGAUGGCAUUCUUGGUGUAGGCUGGCUCAUAUGUUUUUAUAUAGAUGGGCCUAGGAGGAAUAUUACUAUGUAAGACGUGGGCAUAUACCUUUCUCCUCUGUCCUUGUAAAGGGGAUAUAAGCAACUAAUCUUU